AUGGCUCCGGACGGACAAAAGACGCCGCCCGUGUCCGAGUGGUCAUCGAGAUACCGCGGGGCCACGGUUGAGGAUCUCGACCCUCCACCUGCCCUGUCGCUCAACCCUACCGACGCCAUCUCCGUCGCCCUCAUGUCGGCCUUUGAGCGCGACUACACGCACCUGACCGUUGUCGACGGCGAGACGCGCUCCCUUCUGGGCUACAUCUCCAUCCCGCGCCUGCAGUCCCUCCUGGAUGCCGGCACCGUCCAGCCCUCCGACCCGCUCUCCUCGGCGAUGAUGCGCUUCCAGCGCAGGGGCAGGAAGUAUCAGAUCAUCACCACGGCCACGACGCUCGAGGACCUGGAGGCCUUCUUCCGAGGCGACGGCGGCGAGUCCAAGCCCGACCCCGACGCCGCGGCGCCCUGGAGCCAAGAUUUCGCCGUCGUUACCGAUGAGAAUAGGAGAUUCGUCCUGGGCGUGGCUACCGUUUCCGACCUGGAGGAGUUUGUCAAGAGGAGGCCUGCGUAG
Molecule: messenger RNA, 510 nt
Organism: Geosmithia morbida
Lineage: Eukaryota; Fungi; Ascomycota; Sordariomycetes; Hypocreales; Bionectriaceae
Product: to cystathionine beta-synthase beta-thionase
Exons: 2
Coding region: 1-510 (169 amino acids)
Source: RefSeq, a predicted model, not a curated record